Molecule: messenger RNA, 844 nt
Organism: Effrenium voratum
Lineage: Eukaryota; Dinophyceae; Suessiales; Symbiodiniaceae
Source: the annotation of a GenBank genome assembly
GGCUUCACCACAUCGCUCCUCGCGCCAUGCAGCCCUCAAUGACGACCCCCCGAAGCUUUACGCCCUACACGCGAAGGGUGUCGAUGUCGCCUUCGCCUGCACACAUCAAGAUAGGGCAGGUGUCGCAAAUGAUGACCACAGCCAGCACGCCUUCGUUAUCCAUCCAGGGUCCCACAGCACUUCAGAGGAGCAUGGACCAAAUGAAGAAGGAUUUCUGCAGCAGCCACGAGCGCCUGUCGAAGCUCCUUGAGGCGGAGCGCGCGCAGCGCGCCAGUACCAUGGCAUCGCUGCAGAAGCAGGUGGAUGGCCUGCAGUCGACGGUUGCAGGCCUCUGGCGGGAGGUGCAGGCCAAAGCCAGCCCUGACUCGUCACACCAGCCGACGGAUCACACGCCGGCGGCGGAUCCCAAGCCGGCAACAGAUCCCGAGCCGACGCCCGGGUCUCAUGCGGCUGAAGCGACGGAAGUGGCGGAGGAGGAGAGCCAGGGGGAGUUGCAGAAGAGUUUGGCUGCUACUUUGCGGGCAGAUGUAUCACAGGCCCAGGAGGAGCUGAGGCAGUCAGUGAAGGCGGCUGAGGACCUCAUCCGCGCCAAGGUUGAGCACAGCUUCCGUGACAUCAUGUCCAAGGGCUUCGCCGACAUCGAAAGAUUGGACGCCCGCGUGGCUGAGCUUUCGGACAUCCUGAAGCCUGUCAAGUGCGAGCUUGCUUCGCCACUGCAGCAGAGCCAGGAUGCAACGGUGGCAUCCAGUUCAGAGCCAGAAGUGAGGGCGGAGUGCGGCAAUGCGUUGUCCAAGAUGGACCUGCAGGCAGUGCUGACUGAGGGUGAUGCGCCUUCUCGCGGGUG